UCAUCAACUCCAUUCUCCACAUCUAUUGCGUAUUGUUUCUUCUCUUUAUUCUCCUUUCUACUUUGAUGGUCGAACCAAUCGCUUUCUUCUUCCUUUCUUUUGUGCUCCACGAUUAGCUUCUCUCUCCUUCCUCCAUUUUCGCUUCACAAGCUUCUGCCGUUUGGGAGGAGAAAUGGCGGCAAACGGAAACUCGGAGUUCAGCUUCACCAACAAUGGAUCAGCAAGAAACGGUCUAACGAAAAUUCAAACGCAGAAGAAACAGAACGGAAUCUGUCACGACGACAGUGCACCACCUGUUAAGGCACAGACCAUUGACGAGCUUCACUCGUUACAGAAGAAGAAAUCAGCCCCAACUACUCCCAUUAAGGGCACUGAAGGAACCUUCGGUGUACUCUCUGAAGAGGAGCGCCAGAAGCAGCAACUUCAAUCCAUCAGUGCUUCAUUGGCCUCUUUGACGAGAGAAACCGGACCGAAAUUGGUGAAAGGAGAUCCGGCGAGGAAAUCAGAAACCCCUAAAGCUCAUACAGUACACCACCACCACGAUGCGCCAACAAUAAGCGUUAGCGAUAGCUCUUUGAAGUUCACACAUGUUCUUUACAAUCUCUCCCCCGCAGAGCUUUACGAACAAGCGAUAAAGUAUGAGAAAGGGUCGUUCAUUACGUCGACCGGAGCAUUGGCGACUCUUUCCGGUGCGAAAACCGGCCGAUCUCCGAGAGAUAAGAGAGUUGUCAGAGAUGAAACCACUGAGAAUGAUCUUUGGUGGGGAAAGGGUUCUCCUAAUAUUGAAAUGGAUGAGCAUACUUUCAUGGUUAACAGAGAGAGGGCUGUUGAUUACCUCAUCUCAUUGGAAAAGGUGUUUGUGAAUGAUCAGUUCUUGAACUGGGACCCGGAGAAUAGGAUCAAAGUUCGCAUCGUUUCUGCAAGAGCCUACCAUUCACUGUUUAUGCACAACAUGUGUAUCCGACCCUCUCCUGAAGAGCUGGAGAAUUUCGGUACUCCGGACUUCACUAUUUACAAUGCUGGGCAAUUCCCGUGUAAUCGUUACACUCACUACAUGACAUCCUCUACUAGCAUAGAUAUUAACCUUUCUAGGAGGGAAAUGGUCAUCCUCGGCACUCAGUACGCCGGGGAAAUGAAGAAAGGUCUAUUCAGUGUUAUGCAUUAUCUGAUGCCUAAGCGUCAAAUCCUCUCCUUACAUUCUGGCUGCAAUAUGGGAAAGGAUGGAGAUGUUGCCCUCUUCUUUGGACUCUCAGGCACUGGAAAGACAACACUGUCGACAGACCAUAAUAGGUAUCUGAUUGGUGAUGAUGAACAUUGUUGGAGUGAUAAUGGUGUGUCAAAUAUCGAAGGAGGUUGCUAUGCCAAGUGUAUUGAUCUUGCUAAAGAAAAAGAGCCAGACAUUUGGAAUGCCAUCAUCUUUGGCACUGUUCUUGAAAACGUGGUGUUCGACGAACAUACCCGAGAAGUUGAUUAUACUGACAAAUCAGUUACAGAGAACACAAGGGCAGCUUACCCCAUUGAAUACAUUCCAAAUGCGAAAAUACCAUGUGUUGGCCCGCACCCGAAAAAUGUUAUCUUAUUGGCUUGUGAUGCAUUUGGUGUGCUCCCACCGGUGAGCAAGCUUAGCCUAGCACAGACCAUGUAUCAUUUCAUCAGUGGUUACACUGCACUGGUGGCAGGCACGGAGGAUGGCAUCAAAGAGCCACAGGCAACAUUCUCUGCUUGUUUCGGGGCUGCUUUUAUAAUGCUACAUCCAACUACAUAUGCAGCCAUGCUAGCGGAGAAGAUGCAGAAGCAUGGCGCCACUGGGUGGCUUGUCAACACUGGUUGGUCUGGUGGAAGGUAUGGCUUAGGGAACCGCAUAAAGCUACCAUACACAAGGAAUAUCAUUGAUGCAAUUCACUCUGGCCAACUUUUGAAUGCGACGUACAAGAAAACCGAAGUAUUCGGGCUUGAAAUUCCCACUGAGAUCGAAGGAGUGCCUUCAGAAAUCUUGGAUCCAAUUAACACUUGGUCGGACAAGAAGGCGUACAAGGAUACAUUGCUUCAGUUGGGUAGGUUGUUCAAGAAGAACUUUGAGACAUUUACAAACUACAAGAUUGGGAAGGACGGAAAGCUGACAGAUGAGAUUGUGGCAGCAGGGCCCGAUUUUUAAAGCAGAAGAGAUGAAGGUUGUGGACUUGUGGUGAUUUUAAAAGUAUCACCUGAUGAAAAUGUUUUGUCAUUUCAUUGGGUUGUGCAGAAAUGUGUUUUCUAUGUUGUGUUUGAUUAUUUCCGACUGGGAAUGUUUGUUGUAUUAUUAUUGUUGGUGUAUUGUCUGUUCAUGUAUUUCACCACAAAAUUAAAAUGAGUAAUAUCUCAUGCCUGUUCGUUUA
Molecule: messenger RNA, 2375 nt
Organism: Cucumis melo (muskmelon)
Lineage: Eukaryota; Viridiplantae; Streptophyta; Magnoliopsida; Cucurbitales; Cucurbitaceae
Product: phosphoenolpyruvate carboxykinase (ATP) 1-like
Exons: 13
Coding region: 173-2155 (660 amino acids)
Biological process (GO): gluconeogenesis
Cellular component (GO): cytosol
Molecular function (GO): ATP binding; phosphoenolpyruvate carboxykinase (ATP) activity
Source: RefSeq, a predicted model, not a curated record